Messenger RNA from Plasmodium malariae, 2730 nucleotides. RefSeq names its product aconitate hydratase, putative (gene IRP). Gene Ontology annotation, cellular component: mitochondrion; cytosol. The record is from RefSeq and is a predicted model, not a curated record. The transcript has a single exon. Gene Ontology annotation, biological process: tricarboxylic acid cycle; citrate metabolic process. The coding region runs from base 1 to 2730 and encodes 909 amino acids. NCBI's taxonomy places the organism in Eukaryota, Apicomplexa, Aconoidasida, Haemosporida, Plasmodiidae. Gene Ontology annotation, molecular function: aconitate hydratase activity; 4 iron, 4 sulfur cluster binding.
AUGAAGCACUACAGAAGCUUGAACCUAACGAGCUGUGUGCGAAGGUACUACAGCAAAACAAACCCAUUCGAAAGUGUACGCAAGAAAUUAAGUAAAAACAAUAUUUACAGUUAUUACGAUUUAAACGAAUUAAAUGAUAGUAGAAUAAAGAGACUACCAUAUUCCAUCCGGAUAUUACUAGAAUCGGCUAUACGAAAUUGUGAUAAUUUAAAGGUAACUGAACAAAAUGUACAUACCAUAUUAGAAUGGGAAAAUAAUUGCAAACAGAAAAAAGAAAUUCCAUUUAUGCCUGCACGAGUACUGUUACAAGAUCUUACAGGAGUACCAUGUUUAGUUGAUUUAGCUACAAUGAGAGAUACUGCAGAAUUAUUGGGUGGAAAUGCAGAUAAAAUAAAUCCACAAAUACCAGUAGAUUUAGUAAUAGAUCAUUCUGUUCAAGUAGAUCAUAGUAGAAGUCCAGAUGCUUUAGAAUUAAAUGAAAAGAAAGAAUUUGAAAGAAACAUAGAAAGAUUUAAAUUUCUAAAAUGGGGAAUGAAUUCAUUUGAAAAUAUGUUAAUAUUACCACCAGGAUCAGGAAUAGUACACCAGAUAAAUUUAGAAUAUUUGGCUCAUUCUGUAUUUAACAAUAAUGGUUUAUUAUAUCCUGAUAGUUUGGUGGGUACCGAUUCUCAUACUACUAUGAUAAAUGGUUUAGGUAUACUAGGAUGGGGUGUUGGAGGUAUAGAAGCAGAAGCAACCAUGUUAGGUUUACCUAUAUCUAUGAUAUUACCAGAAGUGGUAGGUAUAAAUGUAGUAGGUAAUUUGUCAGAUUAUUUACUAAGUACAGAUAUUGUUUUAUAUAUAACAUCCUUUUUAAGAAAAGAAGUAGGAGUGGUAAAUAAAUAUGUAGAAUUUUUUGGGCCUAGUUUAAAAAGUCUAAAAUUAGCUGAUAGAGCAACUAUUGCAAAUAUGGCACCAGAAUAUGGAGCUACUGUUGGGUUUUUCGGUGUAGAUGAUAUAACAUUAGAAUAUCUUAUACAAACUGGUAGAGAUAAAGAAAAAGUGAAUCUAAUACGUGAGUACUUAGUUGUCAACUCGCUGUUUAAUAAUUAUUCGGAGCAUAUUGAAUAUACUGAAGUGCAUACAUUAGAUUUAUCUAAAUUAAAUUUAUCCUUAUCAGGUCCUAAAAGACCACAUGAUAAUGUAUUAUUAUCAAAUUUACAUAAAGAUUUUACUUUAUGCUUGGAAUCACCAAUUGGUUUCAAAGGAUAUAAUAUCCCUAAGGAAGAACGUAAUAAAGAAAUAUUAUUUCAAUAUAAGGAUAAGCAAACAUACAAAUUAACACAUGGUAGUGUAGUCCUAGCUGCUAUCACAUCGUGUACUAAUACAAGUAACUCAUCCUCUAUGAUAGCUGCAGGAUUAUUGGCAAAAAAAGCAGUAGAAUUAGGUAUAAAAUCGUUACCAUAUAUAAAAAGCUCCUUAUCUCCUGGAUCUAAAGCAGUUCAGAAAUAUUUAGAAGCUGGUGGGUUAUUAACAUAUUUAGAACAGUUAGGUUUUUACAAUGUUGGUUAUGGAUGUAUGACAUGUAUAGGUAAUAGUGGUAAUUUAGACAAAGAAGUAGAGAGUGUUAUUAAUGAAAAUGAUUUAAUUUGUUCAUCUGUUUUAUCAGGAAAUAGAAAUUUUGAAGGAAGGAUUCAUCCUUUGAUUAAGGCAAAUUAUUUAGCUUCUCCAUCAUUAGUAGUAUUAUUUAGUCUUAUAGGCAAUGUAAAUAUUGAUAUAACAAAUUAUACAUUUAAUUGUAAUGGGAAAGCUAUUAAUGCAUUGGAGUUAAUACCAAGAAAGGAAGAAAUAAAUGCCUAUGAAGAAAAGUAUUUAAAAGCACAUAUGUAUACGGAUAUAUAUAAAAAUAUAAAGUAUGUAAACAAAUAUUGGAAUGAGAUAAAAAUUAAGAAAGACAAAUUAUACGAAUGGGAUAUAAAUUCUACAUAUAUACACAAACCCCCUUUUUUUAAUAAUAUGAAAUUAGAACUUGAAGAAAUUGAAGAUAUUAAAGAUGCUCAUAUUUUAUUAUUAUUAGGGGAUAGUAUAACUACAGAUCAUAUAUCACCAGCUGGUAUGAUACAUAAAUCGUCAGAAGCUUAUAAAUUUUUAAAAUCAAAAAAUGUAAAAGAUGAAGAAUUGAAUACAUAUGGAGCUAGAAGAGGAAAUGAUCAAGUUAUGAUAAGAGGUACAUUUGCAAAUAUUAGAUUAAUAAAUAAACUAUGCCCUGAUAAAGGGCCGAACACUAUACAUAUACCUUCAAAUCAGUUAAUGUCUAUAUAUGAAGCAGCUAUGAAAUAUAAGCAAGAACAGAAGGAUGUUAUAAUAAUAGCUGGAAAGGAAUAUGGAUGUGGUAGUUCUAGAGACUGGGCAGCCAAAGGAUCAUAUUUGUUAGGAGUAAAAGCUAUUUUAGCAGAAUCGUUUGAAAGAAUUCAUAGGAGUAAUCUAAUAGGUAUGAGUGUUCUACCCUUACAAUUUUUAAAUAAUGAAAAUGCAGCACAUUACAAUAUAGACGGUACAGAAACGUUUACUAUUUUACUCAAUGACGGAAAUUUAAAACCACAACAACAUAUAAAAGUUCAAAUGAACCAAAAGGGUAAUGUAGUCACAUUCGAUGUUCUUUGCAGGAUUGACACAGAAAUUGAAGUCAAAUAUUUUAAUAACGGUGGCAUAUUGAAGUAUGUCCUGAGAUCCUUGCUCAAGCAGGGUUAG